This is a messenger RNA of Arabis nemorensis, 1497 nucleotides long. NCBI's taxonomy places the organism in Eukaryota, Viridiplantae, Streptophyta, Magnoliopsida, Brassicales, Brassicaceae. The record is from the annotation of a GenBank genome assembly.
AUGGGAGAUGAGCCAAAGUUUAGUGAGAAAUGGGAUUUUCGAAGGAAAGAGAACAACUUUGAUGAUUCUUCAAGUGAUGAUCCAGAUUCAAACUCGACCCGGAACCCUAUCAUCCCUAAACCAAAUCUUGUUCUUGAUUCGAAUCAGCUCGAAAAUGGAUCAAAAAUAGUGACAAGAAAACAACCUGCGAAAACCCGGGCGAGGAGAAGCAAGAAAGAUGAGAGCAAACCUGAGAAAGCUAAGCAACAAAGAGGAAGGAAACCAAAACCUGUUUGUGAAGAGGAGAAUAAGAAGAAAGAAGAAACGGUAAUGCCGACGGAUGAUGUUGGAAUGUUUAUGAAAACGUUGAUUGAUGAUCUUACGGCUUCUAGAGAGAGUUUAAUGGAUUGGAUGAAGACUGAAUUGUAUGGACCCAAUCAAAAUGUUGCGUCUCAGCCACCUGUAAAGAAGAGAGCGGUUGACGCGAGCAAACUUGACGAUAUCAGUCAAGAGAUGAAUAAACCUAAAGAGAUAGCGGAAAACAGUGGAUAUCAAGUUCCAGAACUUGAUUGUACUACCAGACCAUUGGAUAGCUAUCUCAAGAGCUGUCAAGAUAUGAGCAAAUCUAAAGGGAUUGCGCAAAAUGGUGGAGAUUACGUUCAAGAACUUGAGUGCAGUGCAGGACCGUUGGACAGCUAUCUGAGGAGCAGUCAAGAGUUGAACAAACCUAAAGAGAUUGCGCAAAAUGGUGGAGAUCAAGUUCAAGAACUUGAUUGUAAUGCUGGACCGUUGAAUAGAUUUCUUAAGAGCGGUCAAGACGGUUUAGGAAGAAACUACUUUCAGCAACAACAAGAAGGUCAAGAAGGGAUUGUUGCGCAAACCGAGAUGGAGAAUGAGAAGAACGAGACAGUGAUGAAUCAGAAGAGCAUUGUUUUGGCCAUCAAAGCUCCAAAUUUGAGCGAGAGACAAAAGAAGACGAGAGAAGCUAACACCAUCAAGAACAGAUCAUCAAUGGUGGAGAGAACAGAAUCCGAAACGCAUAAAGAUCAUAACUUCGCGAUACCCUAUGUGCCAAAACUGUCUUCACUGCCGUCGUUGCAGAGUUUCCCAGUCGCUCCUUCGUUGUUUCCUUCUUCAAGCCAAGGGAUUAUGUCUUUUGCAAGUAACAACAACUUUCAACUGAGACAACCAUCAGUCGUAUCUCAGAUUUCUGAUCUUUCUGAAUUCCAGACAGGAUUUACAGGAGGACAAGGAUUUGGGAAUUCUAUGUUUAACAACAACGGUUACUUAUCUGGUUUUCCGCCAGCUUUCCAGCCUAAUCCGAUCGCUGGCAGUUAUAAUUUUCCGGCACAAGUGAAUCCUGCAACGUCUUUGCAGCAGAGAGGCAAUAACAAUAUGUUUGGAGGUCUGAGAGUGGGUGGUGGAGCCAUAAGAUUUUCGGAUGGAAGGUUUCCCGAAUCUGAAGUAGGAAACGGUAUAAACAGCCUCUCAGAUUACAGAACUAGCUCUGGUAGAUAA